AUGUCCUCCUUCUUCUCAAGGAGAAAGUCGUUCAUCGCCCCAAAGGCUACCCCACAGCCUCAGCAACAGCCAGUCUUGCAGCAACAACAACAACAACAACAACAACAACAACAACAACAGCAACAAUACCAUCAACAACAACAACAGCAGGGCUCCAGGCUGGACCUGGAUUCUGCCAGCACCCAACAGCACUUGCUGUCGUCGCCCAAACCUCGUCCACCACCCUUGCGCAAGAUCCCCGUUAGAGAGUUCGAUGCUUAUUCUCCACCACCCAUCAUGACAGCGCCUAUCAAUGGUUCCUCAAAGUUCGUCCCACCUUCUCCUCCUCCUUAUGCCUCACCUCCAACGACCAAUGGCCAUAGCCGCAACGGUUAUUACUCUGGUGACAACAACAACAACAACAUCAACCAGUACUAUCAAUCCUCGGGACCAACACCAGCGACGACAAUAACUGAGCAGCAGCAGCAACAACAACAACAGUAUUAUAACGGAGGUGCAACAGGAGCAAUGGGUUCGAUUCCUCGAGCACGAGGCGGAGGAGGAGGAGGAGGAGGAGGAGGAGGGGGAGGAGAGCGCGACCGGGAAGCAGUAUCACAGGGACAUAGGAGUCGUCCUGUAUCGCAGUAUCAACAGGAUCCUGUCUCCUCUUCUCCACCUUUGUUUGUCAACAACACACCGACUCACCUGCCGUCCUACCCUAUCAGUAACAGCAAUAAUAACAGUAACAGUGGCAACAAUGUUCUCUCGAGUUCAACCACACCCAGUUUGACAGUGACCCCCAAAAGCAGGAGGCCCAAGAGUUUAGCUGCACACGAGUUUGGCGUCGACGGUGCAGGUCAUGGCUCGUCACCUUCGUCGGCGUCUGGACCGGAUGGGUCGUUGUACUACUCCCAAUACAACACAGAGUCCAAGGACAACUACCGCAAAUCGCUGCCAGCAAAGUCUCGUCAGUCCAUCGGAGCCAUCAUCCCUCAAGUACCCAAUUCGUGGAUCCAGUCGCAGAAUUCGGACCACCAGCACCAAUUGCAGCAACAGCAACAGCAACAACAACAACAACAACAGCAACAGCAGCAGCAGCACGACCCUAGUCCCAAGAAGUCUUCUUCCUCUCGUCUCAGCUUCCACGAACAGGAGCUUCAAUACAACCAGAGCUUGCCUCACUACGACCAGCAACAACAGUACCAGCAGGAGGACGCGUUCAGACAGCAGUACUAUCAACAGCAGUUUCUCCAGCAACAGCCCGCCAUGGACGUAGCACAGCACAGGAUGCAACAUCACCAGCAGCAGGGAUCCUCCUCUCCUCACCAUCGUGGUCAGAGCGCAGGGUCCGAGUUACCCAUGUCACCCAUGACACCCUCGUCCAUUUCCAACUCGGACGGCUCACCCCUCACCAAUUUGACCAGCCCUGUGAGUUCAGGCAGGAGCAGCUCAGGACAACAUGUUCAGUAUCAAAAGUCAAUCCUGCAGGCUCCACCUUCGCCUGCGCCUCAUGCCCACUACAGGAGUAAAUCCUACUCGUCUGGGCCUAUACCCCUGACUCUUCCUAUGGAGUCGUCACCCAAGGUCGCUGAACGAUCAUCCCCGAGCACACCCGCACAGGAUUGGCCAUCGACAAAACAUCACUCUAGCUACGGAAAUUUGACAUCUAGGAAAACCGCCUCCGACAGUUUGACACCUUCUCGGGACCAGUACCGACGAUCUGAAUCUUACAGCACGUUACAGGCUCGCUCAUCACAAUCGAGCAGUCAAAACAUCUCCUCUGAACCCACUCUCCCUCCGUACCCAUCGUCGCCAACUGUCCCCACUAUGGAUAUGCUUACACGGUCAUCGGCCUAUGGUGAGAUUCAAUCACAGGGAACUGCCGCUGACGGAUCUUCUGGAAACGAGUCUGGCCUCAACCGCCGUGAUUCUUGGCGAGAACAGGAACAGUUUUUAUUGCAGCUCCAGCAGCGUGAUCAUCAGACUAGGGCGAAACACAAGCGGGAGAGUUUCUACGCGGCUUUCCAAAACGCCAGCAAUGGAAACAGCAAUGGAGGAUCAGUCGUCAAUAACAACAGCAGCGUUAAUGGGAACAGCGGAAGUGCUGGCAACGCUAACGGUAGCGCCCAUCACGAGGAGCCGAGGCAGCCAACAAAGUCCAUUUCGAGGGCUGCGUCUCCCCAUCUUCCCAGUGGUAUCCCUCAGCUGAGAACGAAAUCCAGGAGCGGUAUUCCAUCAACCCCAACAGCUGACCUUCGAGGCCGCCCCACACCUCCCCCUCGUUCCCGAUCGCGGACACCUGCAGGUAGUUCCGGCUCUGGUAUUCAAACCCCAGGCAUGACCCCCCAGCAACCCCAAAUGCCCCAACAGUACUCUGGAGAACUUCAAUCGAUUCUUCGAAAGUCUGUCAUUCUUGCAGACGAGACAGCUGCGCCGAUCGUUCAACGGGCCGACCCUCACCGUUCGCCGGUCUCAUCAACACCCAGUAGCAAGUCUGGCACCCCUCUCCCCCAGACCGCUGAUACGAUACCAGUUCCAGUGGCUGACAUUACCAAACAUUUGAGCGUCAUGGACAUGAAGGAGACCCCUGCACCAAAGGUCAUUCUUGCAACGGCAGAACCACCGCCACCACCUGCACCUGUUGCCGCUCCAAGGCAGCCACCUUCCAGCAACGCUUCGCACCGCCGUAGUAUUAUUUUCGACAUCCCCAACGCACCUGUGCGCACGAACGGAAGCAGCCACCACAGGGAAGAGAGCGGCGGCAUUGGAAGGAUGAAGGACGUUGGCGUGAUGGUGUCGCACGCCAAGGAGAGAACGUCCAUUUUCUCGAGCGCAAGUGCCCAGCAGACUCAGGCUGCAACUCGCAAACGCGGAAAGACAUUGUCGGCAAUGGAUCCUCCCAAGGCCAAACCAGCACCGACUCUCCUUCCACCAAUGUACAUGUCGACUACCUCGAGAUCGACAAACAGCUCUAACACGAUGGCUUCGCGCGCUGCAGGAUCCAUGAUCCCCAGUCCCUCCGGAGCUUCGCGCGGAGGCACUGUGACUCCUAGAGACGCGGCCAGCAAGGCGAGAGUACAGGCAGUGGAAGCCUCGAGUCAUGAAAUCAAGGCCCAGCGCGGUGACACUAGCUUCUCUGGAUUGUCGACCCCUCCCACUUCAAACUCGUCCAAGACUGCGGCGGCGGCUCAAGCUGAUGCAGCCAAGCCAAAGACGACCAGGAGUUUCUCGAGUGGAUUACUGAGUGGUCUCAGUCGUCGUCGUUCGACAGUCGUGGACUCUCUUAGCAUUGCUACUAACAGUGGUUCGUCGGCGAACGAUGGACCCAUGAAACCCAAGGUCACCAAAUCAGUAACAGCCCCCAACUCUGCUCGACUUUCAACCGUCUCCGGUCAACUGCCCAGCCCCUCUGACUUGAAGAAGACUCCUACAAGCGAGUUGAAGACCCCCACGGCGAGAUCAUCGCCUUCGAACUACCAGACGGUCAAGGCACCUGCCCCAACAAACAUCUCGAACCCCAUUCAGCUCUACCCAUCCGGAUCCUCAGGUGGUCAGCACGCCCAGCCCAGCGCUAGCAUCUAUGGUCAAGGCGCCGCUGGACCCGGUCUGGAUCCAAAAUCACCUCGCGCACCCACCUCAUCGGGCGUCAGCCCCUUCCCUCCACUUUCCCCCUAUGCCGCCUUGAAGCUCUAUGCACCCUACUUGAGUUUGUAUGAGCGAGCUGAGAUUGGCGAGUACCCUCAAGUAUACUAUGUUGGACAAAACUGUCGUCACAAGAAGCCUGCCAGUGUGGAAGCCAGCAACAGCAACUUUGGCUAUGAUGAUGAACGGGGAGAUUACUUGAUUGUGAACCACGACCAUUUGAUGUACCGUUACGAGAUCUUGGACAUGCUCGGCAAGGGUUCCUUUGGUCAGGUCGCCAAGUGCUACGACCACAAGACGGGCGAGUACGUUGCCAUCAAGAUUAUUAGGAACAAGAAGCGUUUCCAUUGCCAGGCUGUCGUCGAGGUCAAGAUCUUGGAUAACCUGAACAAAUGGGACCCCGAGGCGAAGCACAACUUGAUCCGUAUGACGGACCACUUUUACUUCCGCAACCAUCUUUGCAUUGCCUCUGAACUUCUCUCGAUCAACUUGUACGAAUUCAUCAAGAGCAACUCCUUCCAAGGAUUCAGUCUUGGUCUCAUCAAGCGAUUCUGCACCCAGCUCUUGCAGACGCUUGACCUCCUCAGCAAGCACAGCGUCGUUCAUUGUGAUCUCAAACCUGAGAAUAUUUUGCUUAAGCACCCGACAAAGUCCAGCAUCAAGGUUAUUGAUUUCGGAAGCAGUUGUCUUGAGAAUGAGAAGGUGUACACCUAUAUCCAAUCCCGCUUCUACCGUUCCCCCGAAGUCAUUCUGGGCAUGUCUUACAACAUGGCCAUCGACAUGUGGUCCCUGGGAUGUAUCCUUGCCGAGCUCUACACCGGAUAUCCUCUCUUCCCUGGAGAGAACGAGCAGGAGCAAUUGUCCUGCAUCAUGGAGACCCAGGGUGUCCCUGACCGCUACUUGAUCGAGAAGAGUUCUCGCAAGAAGGUUUUUUUCGAUCAUGGUGGAAGCCCCAAGUUGGUGGUCAACUCGAAGGGCAAGAAGCGUAGACCAGGAUCCAAGACCUUGGGGCAGGCCCUCAAGUGCAGCGACCCUCUUUUCCUGGACUUUCUCCAGAAGUGCCUCAUCUGGGAUCCUGAGAGGCGCAUGAAACCUCGCGAGGGACUCCAGCACGAGUGGAUCUCUGACAUUCGCACUCCUGUGCGCUCCCUCUUCAGCCCUCCUCCUUCUGCAGCUGACAGCACCUUGAACAGCAGCGUCAGCAGCAACAGCUCCUCGACUUCUAGACGUCGCAGCACCAUUUUCUCGGGUCAGCCAUCUUCAUCAGUCUCUUCGCGACCUUUGAAGGUCAAGACUGAGGCAGAGACGUCGUUUGGAUCUGUGCGAUCUACUCGAGCACAUGUCAGCGCCAGCAUCUCGUACUCGGGCGCAAACCAGAGUUUCCAGGGGAACCAGAGCCAAGGAUCUGCGUACAAUCAGAGCAAUGCCAGCUUUGAUGGAUCUGGUAGUAGUAGCAAGUAUGGAUCGCAUUAUACCAGUCUCUAUGCGAACCCAACCUCACACUCCUCGAGCUCAUUGUCUGCGGCUUCCUCUCGGCGGUUGACAGUCAGUGGUAGUGGAGGUGGAGGUGGAGGUGGCGGAGGUGGUGACAUGAAGAGCUCUGGACCUUAUUAUGGCCAGAGCAACGGAUCGAGCCCCUCUGUCAGGAAGAACACUACUAGCAUGUAUGUCACUGGAUCGAGUAACACGGUCGGGGCUACCACUGGAGCAGAGUACCUUCGGCAAAUCAAUGCCAACGGAGGUUACUCUGGGCACCGAGGAUAG
Linnemannia hyalina is the source of this 5385-nucleotide messenger RNA. The record is from the annotation of a GenBank genome assembly. NCBI's taxonomy places the organism in Eukaryota, Fungi, Mortierellomycota, Mortierellomycetes, Mortierellales, Mortierellaceae.